AUGGCAAUUACGCAUUCGGACCUUAAACGACGACCUCAACAUCCUCAUCCUCCGCCGCUGAUCGGUGCAUCACUGCAUUACGGAGGAGAAACCAGGUUUCCUCCGCCACCGGGGAAGGGACCACCUAAGGAGGGGGAACCGCCAUCGUGGCUAGAUGACGUUUGUGAAAGCAGCGCCGUGAUCAUCAACACGUGUGAUGAUGAUCUGGAGCAUCCAUUUAUUAAAUACAUAAAAAUCAUAUUGAAAAGGAAAAUUUGCAAUGGCCUCUCCGAACCCAAAGGNGUUUUUAUGAACCCUAAUAAACCAUUGAUGUGUUUUUCUGAAAUUUGGGCAGUUGCAAUGGCCUCUCCGAACCCAAAGUGGCGUGUUCGAGUCUCUGUUGAUUCAUCAAUAAUUGUUGCUAUGAAUGGGUUACUNAGAGAANUGCAUGUAGAACGAAUUUCAAUGACACCAUUUCGUUGGUGUUUGCGGCUUCNUAAGGCUCUGGAGAUUAACUGUGAAUUAUUGAAGGUCAUGGUAUGUCGNUGGGCUGGGCAUGAUGUUAGCUUUAGGGUGAGUCAUCAAUUGGUACCAUUUAGUGUUUUGGAUGUUUUCAUGACGACCGGUUUAGACAUAGGUGGCUUAGAAGUUCCAUUUGAUGAAUGUAUAGUUGGUUUGGUUGGAGAAAUGUUUAAUUCAAAGAGCACAACUUUAUUGGAUUUGGUUGAGAAGUUUAAUGUGAUUGUUUUGGACGACAACAUUGAGGUUGAUGUUGUGUGUAGGNUGUAUAUAUUUGUUUGUUUGGUUGUUUUUUUCUUUCCUAGGAAGUCUAAGGUUGUUGCUAACAUGCCUUCAAAAGUGUUAGACNACCUAGAUAGUUUGUGUUUAUAUGAUUGGGCGACCGGUGUUCAUAAACACCUUGUAGAUAACUUGAAUAAAUGUAUGAAAAAGAUAAUGUCUGGAGGUAUCGCCANCGCACUCAGUCUUAGUGGGAAUGUGGUUGUUUUGCAGGCUUGGGCUAUAGAGAGGCUUUCUUUGGAUGGUAAUCCAAGUCAUAGGAGGUUUCCUCGCAUGUUGCGUUGGUUCCCCUAUAAGACAAGAUUAUAUGAAAAAAUGGAAGAAUUGUUUAGGACUGUAGAUGUAAACUUGGAGUGGUAUAUUCAGAUGCGUGAUCGUUAA
Molecule: messenger RNA, 1158 nt
Organism: Vigna radiata var. radiata (mung bean)
Lineage: Eukaryota; Viridiplantae; Streptophyta; Magnoliopsida; Fabales; Fabaceae
Exons: 5
Coding region: 1-1158 (385 amino acids)
Source: RefSeq, a predicted model, not a curated record